Maudiozyma saulgeensis is the source of this 1293-nucleotide messenger RNA. The record is from the annotation of a GenBank genome assembly. NCBI's taxonomy places the organism in Eukaryota, Fungi, Ascomycota, Saccharomycetes, Saccharomycetales, Saccharomycetaceae.
AUGGCAAGAGCUAAAAACGUAGCGGAAAAGAAACAACCUUUGAACCCUAAGACAACCAAGUUUGAAUUUGGUGGGUUCUUUGGGGCUUUAUUCUUAUCAUUGUUCUUACCAGUUUUUACUGUUUUUAUUAACCUUCAGUUAACUCCAGAUGCUAAGUUUUCUACAGAUCCAUUUUAUUAUUUAAAUCCAUGUCGUUCAGCAGGGAUUUGGAUUCCAUAUCUAUGUUGGUUUGGUGGUCUAGCAGUAUUUGAUAUUAUCCUACCUGGUAAGACGAUGUUUGGUACAUUACUUAGAGAUGAUACAAAAUUAAAGUACAAGAUCAAUGGUAUUAGUAAUUCCUUUUUAUUAAUUUUGAUUCUAGGUUUAAGAUGGCAAAUCACUGAAGGAGCCAUGCCAGAGUUGGUAUUUCUAUAUGAACAUCAUGUCGAAUUAAACAUCAUUAGUGUGUUAUUUGCUUUUUACUUGGCUACAUAUUGUUACUUAAAGAGUUUUAUCUAUAUAGGUAAAGAACCAAUUUUGGCUUUAGGUGGUAAUUCUAGUAACGUUAUUUAUGAUUGGUUUAUUGGUAGAGAAUUAAAUCCAAGAAUUGGUUGUUUUGAUAUUAAACUAUUUUGUGAAUUAAGACCGGGAAUGCUAUUAUGGUUAUUAAUCAAUUUAAGUUGUCUCCAUCAUAAUUACGUUGUCGUUAACCAAUUUCAAUCAGUUAACGAUGCAUUAUUAUUAAUUAAUAUUUUACAAGGAUUUUAUAUCUUUGAUGGUGUAUUGAAUGAAGAAGGGUUAUUAACAAUGAUGGAUAUUGCAACCGAUGGAUUUGGAUUCAUGUUAUCCUUUGGUGAUUUAACUUUUGUGCCUUUUACUUUCUGUUUACAAGCAAGAUUUUUAAGUGUUAAUGCAAAUAAAUUAGGUCAAAAUAAAGUUAUUUUCAUUACAUCUUUAAUGGCAUUAGGUUAUUAUAUUUUCCAUUCAGCUAAUAAGCAAAAAUCAGAUUUUAAACAAGGUAAAUUACCAAAUUUAAAAAGCAUUCAAACAAAACGUGGUACAAAAUUAUUAUGUGAUAGUUGGUGGGGGAUGUCACAACAUAUAAAUUAUAUGGGUGAUUGGCUAAUCUCUUUAAGUUGGUGUUUAACUACUUGGUUUGUUACACCUUUAACUUAUCAUUAUUCUGCAUAUUUUGCCAUCUUAUUAUUUCACAGACAAAAGAGAGAUGAAGAAAAAUGUAGUGAAAAAUAUGGCGAUGAUUGGGUUACUUAUCAAAAGAAGGUUCCUUAUAAGAUCAUUCCAUAUGUAUACUGA